Molecule: messenger RNA, 338 nt
Organism: Dentiscutata erythropus
Lineage: Eukaryota; Fungi; Glomeromycota; Glomeromycetes; Diversisporales; Gigasporaceae
Source: the annotation of a GenBank genome assembly
AUGAAGCACAAUAAAGAUAAAUGCGUAGACUGUGGUAAAAAUCGAAAACUUAAACUUAAUAAACUAUGCACUAGUUGCAAUUCCAAACAAACUAAAUGCAGCAACUGUAAUAGAAAAAGAAAACUUAAAUAUGAGAACAAUAAGUUAUGUACUGAUUGUUAUCAUACACAACAAUUCCUGAAUUUUAAUAGCGGAAAUCAAGAUAUUGACAAUUUAAUUAAGGCAACACAUAAUCAUAAACUUAAGCUUCAAUAUAGAUUAGAGUGGAUCCCAUUCAAGGACUUUGUAGACAUAAAGCGGAUUGGAACGGGUGGUUUUAGUGAAGUCUAUACUGCUAA